Molecule: messenger RNA, 3014 nt
Organism: Cynoglossus semilaevis (tongue sole)
Lineage: Eukaryota; Metazoa; Chordata; Actinopteri; Pleuronectiformes; Cynoglossidae
Gene: unc93b1
Product: unc-93 homolog B1, TLR signaling regulator
Exons: 14
Coding region: 253-2124 (623 amino acids)
Biological process (GO): toll-like receptor 9 signaling pathway; toll-like receptor 3 signaling pathway; toll-like receptor 7 signaling pathway
Cellular component (GO): lysosome; endosome
Molecular function (GO): Toll-like receptor binding
Source: RefSeq, a predicted model, not a curated record
GUAAAACAAACAACUACAACAACAGAAAUCGCUUUUUAAGUUUACUUUGGAUCCAGACUUGGACUGGGGUCGUAGUGGGAACUUGGACUUGUAGACUUGAAGCGCGAACCUCAUAUCUGUGGACUCUUGUGCUGUUUCUGCUGUUCGUGUGAGCGAAUGGGGAAGUGAUCGUGAGAGACUCACUGUUAGAGACAGUAUCGAGUGUUUCAGGUGGACGCAGGUCUGGUCUCCAUUGUCCACGUUGUCCAAAUCAUGGAGGCAGCUGACGGAGAAGAGCAGCUCGGAGAUGCUGAUGUUAAAGCACCUCCUAAUGGUGUCAUUAACGAAUUGCGAGAUUUGGGUCAAGACGACAACAUACAGGGCCAGAUGGAGGAGUUUCUGGGCCCUCACUCUGAGUACAAUGAGGAGGAAGAGGAAAAGAAGUACUACCGUAGGAAGAGGCUCGGUGUCAUCAAGAAUGUGGUUGCAGCCAGUGUUGGAGCCAUGAUUGUCUACAGUGUUUACAUGGGUCUUCUUCAGAUGCAGCUCUUGCUCCAUUAUGACACGACCUACAGAGAGGUGAAGUACAGCAACCUCGGCCUGGUGGACAUCGACCGCAAGAUACUGAUGGGCAUCAAUGUCACGCCCAUUGUAGGUCUGCUCUACACCCCCCUCCUCAUCAGGUUUCUGGGAACCAAGUGGAUGAUGUUUCUGGCUUCAGGAAUCUACGCUCUCUUUGUCUCCACCAAUUACUGGGAACGGUACUACACUCUUGUUCCGUCAGCUGUAGCCAUCGGUGCGGUCAUUGUACCACUCUGGGCGUCCUUGGGAAAUUACAUAACCAGGAUGGCGCAGCAGUAUUACGAGUAUGUCAACUACAAGGAAGAGCAUGUGCAGGAACAGAAAAAGCUUCCCAAAGGAGCUUGCCACCGCUACAUCAUCAUCUUCCAGUCUGUCUUUCACAUCAUCUUCUUUUUGAGUUUCAUCUUUGCCCAGUUCCCCAUGCUUGUUGUUCUCAAACUGCUAGACAAUGGUCACAUUCUCUUCAAUGUCAAAGUCUGCGGUGCUCCCAUCAGUGGCCUGAUCCCUGGAUUUAACACCACAAUUCUGUACGUACUUCCACGAUCCAUGCUGCUCAUCCAGGUGGAGAGCGUCCUCAUGGGCUUCGCCUUCCUGGCUAUGAUCAUUUUUCUUGCCUUGUGUGGCGCCGCCUACAGGCCGACAGAAGAGAUUGACCUUCGAAGCAUUGGCUGGGGAAACAUUUUCCAGCUGCCCUUCAAACAUCUGAGGGAUUACCGUCUCCGACUGCUCUGUCCCUUCUUCUUCUACAGUGGCUUUGAAACACUGUUCGCCAUCACUGGGUUUUCUUUGUCCUAUGGAGUCUGCAUCCUGGGCCUGAAUAAGCUCUGGCUCCUCAUUGUGGUCUACGGGUUUUCCUGCUCCCUCUUCUCCAUCCUGUCUCUUCUCCUUCUUCGUUUCCCCCGCUGGAUAUGUCUGGUUGGUGGCGCUGUUGUACAUCUGGUGUUGCUAGUGGCCCUUCAGAUAUUCUCCCUGGUCCGUAAGAAGGACGAGACCUAUUCAGAGUAUUUGCUCCCUCUGCUGGUCAUCUCCGUGUUGUGGGGCCUUGGCACCGCCCUGAACAAGACGGGCCUCAGCACUCUUCUGGGUGUACUGUAUGCUGAAGAGAAAGAACGUCUGGACUUUGUUUACACCAUCUAUCACUGGUGGCAGGCCAUCGCCAUCUUUAUUGUUUACCUCUGGUCCAAGCUGCCUAUGAGGGCCAAACUCUCCAUCCUCAUGGCCUUCCUAAUCUUGUCCUGUUACUGUUACUGGGUGAUGGAGCGUCGGGUGGCUAAGGACGUACGACCCAGACUGCCACGUAUCCCACGUCCACGACACAAGGUCAAAGGUUAUCGCUACCUGGAAGAUGACAACUCAGAUGAGUCAGAUUCUGAGAAAAGUCAAGAGGAAGAGGAGGGAGAGGAUGAUGAGCAGGUGGUGGAAGAGGACAGGGGGGAGAGGGGCCAAGAUGAAUGGGCUCAGAGGGUUGACUCACCCAAAGCCGGGAGGCGGAGGGCAGAAGGUCUGCACCAGGGAGAGGACUCCUCUGGUGGGGAAGGACAGAGAGAUGAGGAGGGGUGGUGAGAGGAGGAGAAAAGAGAAAGGAGAGAGGAGGUGAGACGGUGGAAAAGUGUUUGCAUUUGUAGGUUAAACUGCACUGCACUGUUUCAGGAACCCUUCAGAGCUCUGAAUUCUGUUCUCCACCGGGGCUAGGACACAAACUAGGUCGUGGAUCUUGGUUUCAUAGCUCUAGUAUUUGCUUGUGAGAAGAAACUAUUUCUAGAAAUGUUUGACAGAGGUCAUGAAACUGAGGUGUUGGUGAGAAACUCAAAGCUGUCGUUCACUGUAAUGGUUUGAUAUUUCACAUAUUUGUGUAACUACCUUGUGUAUGGGACUAAAAGUAAUGAAUGUGUUAAUUAUUUUGUUUAUAAGCUGCGCAUUUCUGUUAAGACCAGUAAAGCCAUAUAAUUAGUUUAGUCCUUUAGUCCUUUAGUCCUUUCAUAAAACUAUUUUCUUUUUCGUCUUAUUAAAGAAACAUGCAUUCCACAUAUAAUAAUUAUUAUUAUUUAUUCGAUCUACUUAUUCAAGGAUUUUAAUCAUUUAGAAUUUUGAACCUGAUUGAUCACAUGUUAGUGGUUGAUUUAUCACCGUUGUUCAUGAUUUAUUGAGAUAAAUUAAUAAACUGGGGCUCAGUAGUACAAAAACCAUGUUUAUUGCUAAAAAUGAACUAAAUUCUCUCACAUUUUUUAUCUGUGACUAAUCCAAUUGAUAUAAUUAUUAAUCUGUAAAAAUGUCUCUUCAUAGACUUGGUCAUUACUGUUCAUCUGAACGGUGUCUGGUAGAAAAGAUAUAUAAGUAUCGUCUGUGUAUUUGAGCAAUGAUAACUAGGCAGAAGGUGCAAUUAUGGGAUAUACAGUGACAGUGUAAUGCGUUUUUAAAAAUUAAAUCUAGUGAUUUUCACUAAUUGACUUUUA